AUGAUUACGACUGAUCGAGGCGCGCAGUUUGAGUCCACACUUUUCCAAACUCUCCUCAACUUCCUUGGCUGCACACGUAUCCGGACGACGGCCUACCACCCAGCUGCCAACGGCAUGGUUGAGCGUUUCCACCGCCAGCUAAAAACUGCUCUGCGUGCCGCAGAAGAUCCCGAAAACUGGUCAGACAAUGUACCCGUUGCACUUCUUGGCAUUCGUGCGGCACUGAAGUCAGACUUGGACUGCAGCGCAGCCGAAUUGGUUUUUGGCACUACCCUCUGA
This is a messenger RNA of Spirometra erinaceieuropaei, 279 nucleotides long. NCBI's taxonomy places the organism in Eukaryota, Metazoa, Platyhelminthes, Cestoda, Diphyllobothriidea, Diphyllobothriidae. The record is from the annotation of a GenBank genome assembly.